Messenger RNA from Trematosphaeria pertusa, 590 nucleotides. RefSeq lists its product as uncharacterized. The record is from RefSeq and is a predicted model, not a curated record. The transcript has a single exon. Bases 127 to 399 code for a protein of 90 amino acids. NCBI's taxonomy places the organism in Eukaryota, Fungi, Ascomycota, Dothideomycetes, Pleosporales, Trematosphaeriaceae.
CAACGCUCAGACGUUGACUUCACGUCAACCAUCGCCAAACCCCCGAGGAAUCAACAACGAUACGAGUAAUUCAGCCUCAAUUUCGACCUGGGACAGGAGAUCAGACUAGUUGUUAUCCAUCCUUGUAUGUCCCCCGAGGAGCCGAUCUCUUGUGAAAUCAUCCACGUCAACCUUCAUGAUGACCCGGAAUAUGCCGCAUUCUCAUACAACUGGGCCACUGAAGAUGGAGACGAUAGCAAAUCGCGGUUGGUCCACUGCCUGGGCGGCACGGGCAUACCGGUCACUGUGAACUGUGAGGCAGGUCUUCGUCAAGUAGGAGAGCGCCGAUUAUGGGAGCCUGGCCUUGGACAAAACCCACAUAUCUUGAUCGAUCUAGAACCAAAUGUCUCAGCAAUGUGAGGUGUUUGCUAACAUGCUUUACGGCACUGGAAGCAUAUAUAAAUUUCAUUUAUCAACUGUGCCUUUUGAUGCAACCUAGGUAGCAUAAGAACUUUGAGGUUUUCCAAACGAAAACAACGGAUCGUCACUAAAAUGGCUACCUCCUACUCUGACGGUUUUGACGCGAUAAUAUUGCAUAUAUCUCUGUAUCC